CAGCUAAACGACGCAUAUGCAUUGACCAAUGAGCGUGCUGGAAGUUCGAGCGACACGCCAGCGUCACUUGUGCUCUCUCUUUCGUAUCGUAGUUCUGUGAUUGGCUGUCACCGAACAACGUAGUUUCGUAUCCCGCCGCCUGGCGGCAAUCGCGCGAAGCAUCUCAAUUUAAAUUCUUCAACGGACCAUAGCUUACUUCUGGCGUGUGGCGUUUACAAAUAGUAAAUGAAUGCGAAAUAAAACGUGUGUCGUAUUGAAAUCGUGCUACUAGCUGUAUUUUAUCGUAGUAAGACAUAAUUACGUAAGAAACCAUUUAAAAUGAACGACAUACGCAACAUGAAAAAGGAUAAGAACCAGCAUAUACAGGUUUUUGUGCGUGUCAGACCAUUGAAUAAUAGCGAGAAAUUUGGUAAAUCUGUCUCAGUAUUGGAAUUACCAUCUAACAAAGAAGUGGUUGUGCAUGAAAAACAACAAAGCAAUCAUUCAAAAAAAUUCACAUUUGAUAAAGUAUUUGGACCAUCUUCAAAACAGAUAGAUGUGUAUAAUGCAGUUGUUAGCCCGUUGCUCGAGGAGGUAUUGGCAGGAUAUAAUUGCACGGUUUUUGCUUAUGGUCAAACUGGGACUGGAAAAACAUUUACUAUGGAAGGUAUUAGCAACGAUCCAACAUUGCAUUGGCAAAGUGAUACUUCAGCUGGAAUUAUACCACGUGCACUGAGUCAUUUGUUUGAUGAAUUGCGUUUGUUAGAAGCACAAGAAUACACAAUAAGAGUUAGUUUUCUCGAGUUAUAUAAUGAAGAAUUAUUUGACUUGUUAUCAUCUACUGAUGAUGCAUCUAAAAUAAGGCUUUACGAAGAUGCUACAAGAAAAGGUUCAGUGAUCAUUCAUGGAUUAGAGGAAGUAACUGUACACAAUAAAAAUGAAGUUUAUAAAAUUUUAGAAAAGGGAUCAGAGAAAAGACAAACAGCUGCAACUUUAAUGAAUGCUCAUUCGAGCCGUUCUCAUACAGUAUUUUCAAUUACUAUUCAUAUAAAAGAGAAUACUAUAGAUGGGGAAGAACUCUUAAAAACUGGAAAAUUGAAUUUGGUAGAUUUAGCUGGCAGUGAAAAUGUGGGAAGAUCUGGUGCAGUGGAUAGGAGAGCAAGAGAAGCAGGAAAUAUUAAUCAGUCAUUAUUGACUCUUGGUCGAGUUAUAACAGCGCUUGUUGAAAGAGCACCUCAUAUACCAUAUCGGGAAUCAAAAUUAACAAGACUUUUGCAAGAAUCAUUAGGUGGACGUACAAAAACGUCAAUCAUUGCCACUGUAUCUCCAGCGAGCAUAAAUCUUGAGGAAACCUUAUCGACAUUGGAUUAUGCUCAUCGUGCGAAAAAUAUCACAAAUCGUCCUGAAAUCAAUCAGAAACUAUCUAAAAAGGCAUUACUUAAAGAAUAUACAGAAGAAAUUGAGAGACUUAAAAGGGAUUUAUUAGCAGCACGUGAACGAAACGGUGUAUACUUGGCACAAGAAAAUUAUAAUGAGAUGCAAACAUUAAUUGAAAAUCAAAAUAAAGAAAUUGAAGAAAAAAUAGCUCACAUUAGUGUGCUUCGAGAAACUAUGGAGACUAAGGAGCACAUAUUUAAUGAAUUACAAACAAAGCAUAUUGAACAAACUAAUCAUCUACAUGAGACCAAGGAAAAAUUAGAAAUCACGGAACAUACUUUGAUAUCGACUAAAGCUCGUUUACAAAUAACAGAACGUGAGAAAGAAGAACAGUGUCAUUUAGUAGAAAAGCACGAAUUUACAGAGAAACAACUUUUGUCGCAAGCAAAAACACUCUUAGAAGUAGCUGAUACGGCAACAACUGAUGUAGAUAAGCUUCAUGAUAAAAUUUCUCAUAAAAGACGAUUAGAACAAGAAAACGAACAUAUCAGUCAUCAAUUUCGAAGUAACAUUACAAAACAAUUUCAAGAUGUGGAAAACAAUGUUGCAGCUUAUACACGAAAAUUCAUGGGCUUUUGUACUUCUAUGAAAAAUGGUAUUGAUUCGCAAAUGGAACUAUUUAAAAAGGAUAUUGAUUCAAUAAUCUGUCAUAUGUCAAGUGACAUUAUUGAUAAAGAAAAAUUAGCAAUAGAUGAAUUCACGAAGAACAUAAAUAAUUCGUACAAAUACUAUCAUCAGUGGCUAGACACAGAAAUGGCACGUUCGUCUGAUAUGACUCAACAUGAACACAAAUUUUUGAAUGAUAUAUCUCUAAAACUAACAUCGAAAAUAAAAGAUUUAAUAGAAGUUAAUAAUAUGGAAAUUGUAAAGAACUUGCAUCAUUUAAAUGAUAACGUAUCUCAGAAGUUUGACAAAUUAUUGGAGUAUAAAAAUGAAUCAAUAAGACAACUUUGUAACUAUAGGUUACAGGAACGUGACAAUCUACUUAAAAAUAUAGAGGAUAUAAAACAGAAUGUACAAGCUAUUCGUGAGGGUGACAAUAAAAUUAUGCAGGAACAAGAAAGAUUUAAAAAAUCAUUUGAAAAUCUAUGGCUACAAUUUAACAAGUUAAGUGAAAACGUGACCGAGAAUUAUUCCACUGCAUGCACCACCUUAAAUCGUGUUAAUGAGGUUUGCGACAGUACGACUAAUGAUAUUCUCAAUGACUACCAUAAGGCUAUUGAGAGAAAUGAGACUCUGCAGCAGAAAAUUCAGGAUGAUAUAGAUAUACUCAAAAGCGAUGUUGAAUCUAACAUGGAAAAGAAUUGGAUAUUAGCAGAGCAAGUUGCAAUACAGAGCCAUAAUUUGACCGAUGAACUUCAAACUGACUUCAAUAAUCACUGUGAUGUACUACAGCAGGACAAAUUACAUGUCGAAGAUAACAUUAAACAAAUGGAACAAAAAUUCAAGGAAGAUAAUUCUUCUUUUAUUGGAUCUGUCAAAACUAGGUAUAAUGUACUAUUACAAGAAAGUCAUGGUCACAAAAACCUUGUGGGAGAUUUAAGAAAGAAAAAUCUACAAACGUUUAUAGAACUGAAUGAUAAACUUAUAAGUGAAAGUAACAAUUCGUCCAUCUGGAAUGAUCAAACAACUACAGAAUUACAUUCAAUACAAGAAAGAAUUGGAAAAUUCCUUGAAGAUUUACGGCACGACACACCAACAGGUUUAACGCCAGCAAGAAAAGAAUAUCAAUACCCAAAGCACCUUGUUGCAACUUCGCCACAUGAACGAAUUCUUCAGAGAUUCAGAGAAAUGAGAAAUUACCUCGAAGAUUCCGACAAUGAAGAAACGGUAUUGGCCAAUAAUAACUCGCCAAAGAAGAAAUGUCCGAAUGCGAAUUAAAAUUUUCAACUGGUAAUCAGUUGCAUUUUAUAUUUACACAAUAAAAAUUAGUUAAUUAUUAUGUUAGGUUUAUAUUAGGUUUAUAAUAUGAAAUAAGACCAUUUUGAUACACUGAUACAAUGUAAUUAAUAGAAUUAUAAAUAAAUCAUUGACAGAAAAUUA
This is a messenger RNA of Monomorium pharaonis (pharaoh ant), 3459 nucleotides long. Its product is annotated as kinesin-like protein Klp61F. Gene Ontology annotation, molecular function: plus-end-directed microtubule motor activity; microtubule binding; ATP binding. Lineage: Eukaryota; Metazoa; Arthropoda; Insecta; Hymenoptera; Formicidae. The transcript is spliced from 16 exons. Bases 319 to 3297 code for a protein of 992 amino acids. Gene Ontology annotation, biological process: mitotic spindle assembly; microtubule-based movement. The record is from RefSeq and is a predicted model, not a curated record. Gene Ontology annotation, cellular component: nucleus; spindle microtubule.